AUGAAUGAGGUGAAAGCGGUUGAUUGCACUGUUGUUUCAGCUCCCGACUUGGGCAAAAUCAAACCACGACAUCACCGGCAGUUUUCAGAUGUGACUACUGUGAGUAGCACAGAUAGUAAAUAUUCUACUACAAGCAAGUCCACCAUGCCAUUUUGUCGCCGUUGCUGUUUAUGUUGCAGACAAACUAUAUGGUCUCAUAAGUUUUGGAUGGGAUUUACAGCAUCUACUUGGGGUUUCUUGUCAAGCGUUGAACGCGCUGUAAUACUACCAACACUUUGGCUUACCUGA
This is a messenger RNA of Heterobilharzia americana, 288 nucleotides long. The record is from the annotation of a GenBank genome assembly. Lineage: Eukaryota; Metazoa; Platyhelminthes; Trematoda; Strigeidida; Schistosomatidae.